Molecule: messenger RNA, 1052 nt
Organism: Anopheles maculipalpis
Lineage: Eukaryota; Metazoa; Arthropoda; Insecta; Diptera; Culicidae
Gene: nudC
Product: nuclear migration protein nudC
Exons: 6
Coding region: 44-1039 (331 amino acids)
Biological process (GO): protein folding
Cellular component (GO): cytoplasm
Source: RefSeq, a predicted model, not a curated record
UUUUCCCCUCUAGUGAUAUAGUUCAAAAGUUUCGGUCGUGAAAAUGGCGGAAAACGAAGGAAAAUUCGAUUCCGUACUGUUUGCGAUGGCAGAACAACAUCCCGGUGGUGUACCAGAGAUGUUAGCGACAUUUGCUGGAUUUUUGAACCGAAAGACUGAUUUCUUUGAUGGCGGCGAUGAAGGAGAAUGGGAAAAGCUGGUGCUGAAAAUAUUCCGCCGGGAAGCGGCCAAAGCACAGGAAGUGGCACGUAAAAAGCGCGAGGAACGUGAAGCACAGGAACGCCGGCGUCAGGAAGUGCUGCGCAAGAAAAAGGAGGAGGAAGAACAAAGCAAAUCAGCGACGAUUACCGAGCUGACGGAUGAGGAGGCAGAAAAGUUGCAGAAGGAGCUCGAUGCGAAAAAAUUAACGGAAAGUGAACCACCAGCGAAAAAGGCGACACCGACAGAGGAGAGCGCAGAAAAUAAAGAAAAAAAGGCGGACAGUGAUACGGAGGAUGUGGAACCGGGUGAUGAAGGUAAGCUAAAACCGAACCGAGGCAAUGGGUGCGAUCUGGAAAAAUACAACUGGACACAGACGCUGCAGGAAGUUGAGUUGCGCGUUCCGUUCGAUGUAAAAUUUACCUUAAAAGCGAAAGAUGUCGUUGUAAACAUGCAGCGAAAAUCGCUCAAAGUAGGCCUUAAAGGUCAUCCGCCCGUCAUCGAUGGGGAGCUAUGUUCUGAGAUCAAAAUCGAAGACUCCCUGUGGCAUCUGGAAAAGAACACGGUCGUGCUAACGUUCGAAAAGAUUAACCAAAUGAAUUGGUGGGAUCGGCUGGUGUUAACCGAUCCGCAAAUUAACACGCGCAAAAUCAAUCCCGAAAGCUCCAAACUGUCCGACCUGGACGGAUCGACGCGCAGUAUGGUGGAAAAGAUGAUGUACGACCAGCGGCAGAAGGAGAUGGGCCUGCCGACGAGUGACGAGCAGAAGAAGCAGGAUAUGUUGAAAAAAUUCAUGGAACAACAUCCCGAGAUGGACUUUUCCAAGUGUAAAUUUACCUAAAACCGAUCGAAUG